CAACAAGUGGAGACGCACAAGGGGGCGGCAGAGGAAGAGAGGAGUUACCUUCCUUGGUGAGUGGCUCGGCUCGAAAUAUCUCGGUGCCCAUGUACUCAUUUGAGCAGUUUCCUCCCUUCCAGCCCCACCCCCUCCACCGCCCCCAUCCUCCAAGCUCACCGAGAGACGGCGAAAAACAAUGGCGAUGGCGGGGAGUGCGGCGACAUCUAUGGAACUACGUCAGGACGGGCUCGAAUUUCUGCUAGAUCCGGUUGACAGAUUCCCGCUGCGAGAGGUGACUGCUGAUGUUGAGAAGCCAGAUCCAUUGGUGCUAAUGGACGUACGGCCGUCGGCGCCGACUCCAGCCGACUUGACGUGCGACGUUGUGGUUGGCCACCUCGGUGAUUCAUCUGAGCAUAACAAGUCACCCCGCAAGAGGAAGGAACCGCCGACACAGUCAGCCGAAUCCACCGAGAAGGUCAACCCAGAGGCCCCGAGAUGGACCAGAAGGUUGCGAGUUGGCGGUGUCACCCCAGAUAGAACACCCUGUUGGUAGAGUCACUCCUUUAGAAGAAACCAUACGGAGAUACGCUGAUAAACCAUCAGAGAAUGUAGUAAAGCCAGAGAUUGGGAUGAGCUUUGAUUCCCUAGGGGAACCGUAUAAUUUCUAUAACCUGUAUUCUUGGGAGCUCGGAUUUGGUAUAAGGUAUGGCAAGAGCAGGUUGAAUGUCAAGCGGACAAAAUGUAUGCAAGAGAUCGUCUGUGGAUGCUCGCAGGGAAAACCAGAGCAACAUAAUAGCCGCUAUUGCCGCUGCGAGUGCCCUGCGAUGAUGAGACUACUUCUGCAGACAAAUGGAUGGUACAUUGCUGAGCACCAGUCAAGCCACAACCAUUCAUUGUCUCUUACUUGUGGUGAAAAGGUACAUUGGCCAUCUCACAAGCACAUAUACGUUUACACAAAAGAUUUGGUGAAGCAGCUUAGGUCGAACAAUGUGAACCUCAACAAGGUUUACAACAAAGUUGGUAGCUUCUUCGGUUCGUGACAGAGUGUGCCUUUCACAAAAAGGUCAUUGCAUAAUCUGUGUGGACGAAUAAGUCGAGACCAGGCUGACGAUGAUGUGAACAAAGCUUUAGCUGUGUUCAAGGAGAAACAGCGGAAUGACCCAGAGUUCACCUACCAAGUACAAGGUGAUGAGGAAAGCAGAAUCAAAAACCUUAUGGGGACAAAUGGGAACAGCAAGCUGCAGUAUAAAUUCUUUGGUGAUGUCAUCACAUUCGAUACGACGUAUCUGACCAAUUUGUAUGACAUGCCCUUUGGGUUGUUGCUUGGUGUGAACAAUCACUUCCAAAGCAUAAUACUGGCUGGAGUGCUAAUGCGUGAUGAGCAAGUUGACAGCUUCCAGUGGGUGCUCUCUGAAUUCGUCAACAUGAUGGGCGAUAAACAUCCACAAACAAUAUUGACACACCAAGUAAGAGCCAUGGAGAUAGCAAUCAAGAGCGAGCUUCCUGGGAGUGUGCACAGAUGGUGUAAAUGGCAUAUUCUUAAGAAAGCAAAAGAGAACCUUGGCCCACUGUACACCGACAAGAGUGAGUUCAGGGCUGAAUUCCACAAAGUGCUGAAUCACAUGAUAAGUGAGGAAGAAUUUGAGACUCCAUGGGAUAUGCUUGUUGAGAACUACAGUCUGAAGUCCCACAAUUACAUGACAAAUCUGUAUGAGAUACGACGCAAGUGGGCGAAGCCAUACUUCAAAGGUGUUUUCUGUGCCAAAAUGACCAGCACCCAGUGUAGCGAGAGUGCAAACAAUAUGUUGAAAAUAUACAUGCCACCACCAAGUCCGAUGCAUGUGUUUGUGCGUCAGUACAUGAGCCUGCAAUUCGACCGGGAAUCAGAUGAGAGCUACCAAGAAAAAAGAACAAGGAUUAGUGAUGCUGUCAUGAGAACAAACAUUGAUAUCAAGAGGCAUGCGAGUAAGGUUUAUACACGGAAGAUGUUUGAACAAUUUGGUGAGAAUCUGUUCAAAGGUGGAUCAUACCAAGUCGAGGAAGUUGGAAAGAAAAAAAAGUAUAUCGCAAGACACAAUGACGCCGAAAGACAAGAGAAAUGGAGUAAGGUGGAAUACGAGGUGACCAUAUCAGAUGAGGGUGACUGGUUCAAAUGUGAGUGCGGUCAGUUUGCCCACACUGGAAUGCUUUGCUGCCAUGCUCUCAAGAUAAUAUCUCUUGCUGCCAUACUAUCGAACCCGCUCAUAUGCAUGAUAUGGUACUUAUUCUUGCUGACGUGCGCAGGCGAUGGACCACAUUGGCGUGCAGGAGAUACCUAAACGGCACAUCCUGAAAAGGUGGACAAAAGAUGCUAGGGACACCUUGCCACACCACAUUGCUCACUUUCAGGAGGACCAGGCUGCUAACCAAUCUUUUAUGUGUCGAAGCUCAACUCUGUGCCUACAUGCAAUGGAACUUGUGAGGAUCGGAGACUCAUCGGUCGCUGCCUAUGAACUAGUGCUGGGAGGAUCAAAGACUUAAUCAUAGUGGCAUCUCCGUUUGCAGAGAACAGGGAUGGACUAAGGAUUGAGGACAGGAUAUUAGCUGAAUCAAGUCGGAAGAACAAUGUAUCAGCUGGGGCAAUGCUCAACAAUGAUGCGAUAAUUGUUGAGAAUGAGAAAAGCAUUACCGCAUCUAGCAAUUGGGGUGCCCUAGCGAGUCUGUCAGCUCCAAGCAAGAAGCGUGACGUCGGGCGGCCAUGCUCGAGCGGAGAGAAAGCACCAUAUGAAGGCCUGAGUAAGCCGACGAGGUUUUGUAGUAUAUGCAAGCUCCCAGGUCAUAAGAGGACCCACCUGCCCAGAGCCCCAUAUAGGGGUGAUCUGCCAAAGCAACCUCGCAAGCCUGUAACUUGCAAGACACCGUCGCACCUCGUGCACGAGGCCACUAGUGCCCAAAGCAUUUUAAGACUUUUUCAGACCGUGUGUAAAAGACGAAUAAUCGAGCAUUUUCUAGUGUGUGACUUGUGGAUUAACUUCCGCGCUUGUUCCUCUUGAAUGUAAACUAAUGUUUUGAGAUACAGCUGCGCUGUCUAAACUGAUGAAUCUGAUUUUUGCUA
Triticum urartu is the source of this 3076-nucleotide messenger RNA. Its product is annotated as protein FAR1-RELATED SEQUENCE 5. Gene Ontology annotation, molecular function: zinc ion binding. Gene Ontology annotation, biological process: regulation of DNA-templated transcription. Lineage: Eukaryota; Viridiplantae; Streptophyta; Magnoliopsida; Poales; Poaceae. The record is from RefSeq and is a predicted model, not a curated record.